AAAAGGAAGAGGAGGGGGGAUGAGAGAGAGGAAAGGCAACGCGGUAACAAGGAGCAAGUGAGGAUAGACGAACGGAAGCGAAGGGAGGUCAGAGGAUCGGGCUGACUAUGCGCAGGGUGGCCCGGCGUCAGGAAAAGGGCGGAUGAUGUGGAGAGCGAGGAGACUAUCGGCAGGCGAAAAACCGCUGUUUAAAUCAAGCAGCAGCUUUAUCAAAGAGGAUUCCAGUUUACGGGCAUGGGAGAGAGAAAAAACGUGAUAUGCUGCUCGAACAGUUACAAGAAACAAGAAACUUCUCGUAUAAGUAUAUGGAAAAAUAAGAAGAUGGCGCUAUUUUAUCUAUGGCUCUCAGGAGCAUUAGUGAUGGUAAUGACAAACGCAAUGCUAUGGGACGAAGACAACGGAGAAAUCUGUGGCCCUGUGGAAGUAACUGCUAAUGCGACAAGGCUCCAAGAUUUCCGACAUUGCAGAAUUAUUGAAGGGCAUCUUCGCAUCCAACUGACUGGAGAUAACAACGAGACAUGGAAUGAUCUAAGUCUUCCAGAGCUAACACAGGUGACAGAUUACGUGAUGCUCUAUCGCUUGUCUCAUCUGUCUACCCUUGACACGAUUUUACCUCGGCUGGCCGUCAUCAGGGGAAACGUCCUCUUCCACGAGCAUGCUCUCGUUGUCUUCGGAAAUAUCCACUUACGCGAACUCGGCCUGAGUAAUUUGACAACAGUUCUUAAAGGUUCCGUUAGAAUUGAAAAGAACUGGAGUCUGUGUCCUGGGACCUCUGACCGCUGGGAAGGUGUGACCUCUGACCAGUUCAGUAACUUCAUCCAGGAUAACUAUGAGAUGUGCAUAUACGACCCAUGCGAAAGAACUGGAAACUGCACACACUUUACUUCAGCGCUAUACACCAACUGCCUAGAUUUCGGUGGAUGUCGUGAAGGUGAUCAGUGCCAUCCAGAGUGCGUAGGAGGUUGCUUCAUUCCCGGCAACGCGUCUGCUUGUGUGGCAUGCAAACACUAUCAGCAUGGGUCCACUUGUGUCCGUGCCUGUCCUGCUAAAUCGCCCCGAAAUGUGCACGAUCUACGCUACAAAUGUGUGGCAGCCAGCACUUGUGAAGCGAUGUCCGGAAUAGUCAGAAUCAUGAAGCUGCCAGACUCGGACAUUUCAGCGCCUGUUUGUAUACACUGUGACGGUAACUGCAGCAGGACGUGUAAGGGAGAAACAAUAACUAGCAGAAACACUGGCAGGAAUCUUCGUGGUUGCAGGAAGGUUAAUGGAAGCCUCAACAUUUCUGUUGCAGGAGGCUUGAACAUCACGCAACAACUUGAGGAAAAUCUCGGAGAGAUUGAAGAAGUAUCUGGUUACAUUCGAGUGUACGGUUCAGAUACCCUCUUUUCUCUCAAUUUCCUCAAGAAUCUGAGACACAUUCGUGGAGAAGAGAAAAUGCAUGGCUUGUACGCCCUGUACGUGCUGGAGAACGCCAAUCUGCAGGAGCUUUGGGACUGGCGGCAGAGGGCGGACGUCCUGUACAUCCACAGCGGAUCUCUGUUUUUCCAUUACAACCCAAGCCUUUGUCCCCUUCUCAUUCAAGAACUGGUUUCCAUGACCUCGGCAAAAAACCAAAAAUAUGCAAAUAUCUCCAACACAUCCAACGGAAACAGUAUCCCAUGUUUUGAAUCUGAGCUGCCUGUUCAGGCACAGGCAGGGGAAGACGUGGGUACGAUCAGUGUCAGAUGGCAACAUGAAUACCAUGGUAUCGACGACCGCUUUGUCAUUGGUUAUUACGUGUUCUAUAGAGAGACAGAUGAGAACGUUACGCUCUUCGGAGGACGUGACGCAUGUAACGACAAUGAGAUUUGGCGAAGAGACUUCUGGGAGUAUAACAAGACGCAAAGCAUGUCGGUUUUGAUAGAAGGACUGCGCCCGUACACGAGGUAUGCGCUGUAUGUUACUGCGUCCUAUACGGAUGCAGAAAAAAACGGCAAGCGGUCAAAGAUCAUUUAUAUCACCACUGCCCCUACAAAUUCGACGCCUGUCCGGGAGAUCCGCGUUGAGCACGCGACCUCCCAAAGCCUGGCACUCGCCUGGGAAGAACCCGCUACCCCCAAUGGAAUCAUUACAUUUUACGAAGUUAUUUAUGAAAAGAUAUCCACGCACACCUUCAGUCCAACCAUAUAUGCGCAUGUGUGCGACAAGGAUUUUGUCAGCUCAAUGUCUGGGUCCGGCGCUCAAAACAUCUUCUCGUCUGGAAACGAGGGCAACAUUACGAGUCCUUCCGUCUUGAGAGGAGCGAGUGAAGACGACGAGAGGAAGAAUGCUUGUUGCCAUUGCCAAGAUGGUUACGUUGUGUUAACAAAGGAGGACAGGCAACAUAACAUCGAGUUUGAGAACUACUUGAGACGAAAUAUUUACAUCAAAUAUGAUGACGACGAUGAAGGGAAUUCAUUUCCUCGAAGUAAUCGCCGAAGGCACCGAAGGGAAAUUGCAUUGGAUUCGGAGAAAGGAAGACGGCUUCAAGUCGUCCGCCCUGAGUCCUUUCCUGAAAGAAGGGGGAUUUUAUACCGAAGAACUACAAAUACGACCAGUCUAUUGCUGACAGAUCUCCAGUAUUUUACAAGAUACAAGAUAAAACUACGGUCGUGUCAAGGCAAUGAGUCAGAGCCAAGAUUUUGCAGUGAAUGGAAAGACUACGAAGCCAUAACAUCACCAGACCUUCAAAUGAAUAAUGUAACGAAGUUGGCGAUUUCCAUUGUGAAUGACCGUGGCCAAGCACAGGAAGAAGGAACGAGGAACUUUGUGCCAAAGGAAUACGAUGUUAGGCCUACCAAUGACGUUAAUUUCAGCCACGUACCCGAUUCGCCUUUCACCACCUUCAACAUCACCUUUGCCUUCACAACUAGUAAACCUCCAGUUACUGCAUCGUCCCCCCCCCUUCUCAGUCCCCUUGUCUUCGUCUGUAUCUGUAUCCACCAGCACCACGAACACUCUGUUGAUGACUUGGGUCCCACCUGAAGCACCAAACGGAGAACCUCUCGCUUACUUCAUAAAAUAUUCGUACAAGGACGCAUUGCAGGAAAAUAAAGAGAUUGUUAAAUGCCUCAGUGUGGAGGAGGCAAGGGCGAAGGGCUUCCAAUACGGAUUUAAAAGUCUGCAGCCUGGCAUCUACACAUUCUCCAUCAUGCUCAGAUCUGCAAGUGGCGAUGGCCUCUUC
Messenger RNA from Penaeus chinensis, 3202 nucleotides. RefSeq names its product insulin receptor-like. The record is from RefSeq and is a predicted model, not a curated record. Gene Ontology annotation, molecular function: protein binding. The transcript has 21 exons. Bases 235 to 3003 code for a protein of 922 amino acids. NCBI's taxonomy places the organism in Eukaryota, Metazoa, Arthropoda, Malacostraca, Decapoda, Penaeidae.